Molecule: messenger RNA, 345 nt
Organism: Oldenlandia corymbosa var. corymbosa
Lineage: Eukaryota; Viridiplantae; Streptophyta; Magnoliopsida; Gentianales; Rubiaceae
Source: the annotation of a GenBank genome assembly
AUGGCCGACGAGUUUCGGUUCGAUCGGGCCGAGAACCUCUGGCAACAGGCUAGUCGUCCAAGAACCGGUGCCCUCAACGUCAAUGCAGCCAACCAAGCCGCCGUCGUUCAGCCGGAACCAGAAAACCAACAUGCCGGCGCCGUUCUAGGCAACUUUCCUCCGCCUCCGCCUGGCCCAGCGCCUCCGGCCCCACUUCUGAACUCAAUACAGCAAAUGGAUGCAGCAAUGGGCGUGCAAAGGCGACGUCGAAGUGUGGCGGUUGAAGCUGGAGACUUCCCACGAUCUUCAGGCGAAGUGUGGAAUCCCGGGGACGAUGAUUUACAGGUCCCAAGUUUGGUUUCUUGA